Molecule: messenger RNA, 1677 nt
Organism: Candida dubliniensis CD36
Lineage: Eukaryota; Fungi; Ascomycota; Pichiomycetes; Serinales; Debaryomycetaceae
Product: phosphoinositide binding protein
Exons: 1
Coding region: 1-1677 (558 amino acids)
Biological process (GO): autophagy of mitochondrion; protein localization to phagophore assembly site; protein lipidation
Cellular component (GO): phagophore assembly site membrane; fungal-type vacuole membrane; extrinsic component of membrane
Molecular function (GO): protein binding; phosphatidylinositol-3,5-bisphosphate binding; phosphatidylinositol-3-phosphate binding
Source: RefSeq, a predicted model, not a curated record
AUGCUACAAACACUGUCAAGUUCAGCUACUGCUAGUUUACAGCAACAACUUUCAAAGCAAUAUGCCAAUAGUUUUAGCAAUGACGGGUCAUCAUUUUCAAGUAGAAACAAUCAACAAUACAGCGAGAUAGUCAACUAUAUCACUUUUAAUCAAGAUGCAUCAUGUAUAACUAUUGGAUUAAAGAACGGGUACAAGAUUUUUAAUUGCCAACCAAACUUUGGCAGGAGUUUCCAAUUCAAGAAUGAUGAAAGCACAGGAAUAGUUGAGAUGUUGUAUUGUACUUCAUUGUUGGCAACAGUAGCUCAGGGUGAAGAAAUUGGAUCAUCUCCCAGAAAAUUAAAGAUUAUCAACACAAAGACCAAAUCAACUAUUUGUGAUUUGAUUUUCCCACUGACAAUAUUGCAAGUGAAACUAACAAAUACCCGAUUAAUCGUGGUUCUAGAAGACCAAAUUUACCUAUACGAUAUCACCACUAUGAAAUUGUUACACACUAUUGAAACGAGCCCUAAUCUCAAUGGAUUAUCUGCCAUCUCGUACAAUGACUCCAACAGUUAUCUAGCAUACCCGUCACCCCCGAAAACAAUUACCCACGAUUCUCUAUUGGCUUCUGGUAUUAACACAAACGGUGGCAGUAAUUCCACACAAAAUAAUAUUUCAUCCGUGAGUAAUACUCCAAACAGAGUCGGCGAUGUGAUAAUUUUUAAUUUAACUUCUCUACAACCCAUUUCAGUUAUCGAAGCACAUAAAUCUACUAUAGCAUCGAUGGCUUUCUCAAAUAGCGGGUUAUUUUUGGCAACUGCCAGUGACAAGGGAACAAUUGUUCGUGUUUUUGAUGUUGCUACAGGUACUAAAAUUUACCAAUUCAGAAGAGGUACAUAUCCAACCAAAAUCUAUUCGCUUCGAUUCAGUGCUGAUGAUAAAUAUGUGUUGGCAACAAGCUCAAGUUUAACCGUGCAUAUAUUUAGAUUAGGUGAGGAAGAGGCGUUGGAAACUAAACAUAAAAAAAAGAAGAAACCAGCUGUUGCAACUAUUCUAGAGGAAGAAACAGAGGGUUCACCAUCAAAUGAACAAAAUAAAAGUACAAAACGCAACUCUGAGGAAUUUGAAGAAGUAAGAGAUGAUGGCGACGAUUCAGAUGUCGAUGACGAAGAUGAAGAUAUCGACGACGAAUCAAUUGAAGUAAUACCAGCAAAACAAAGGAAGCUCUCACAAGGCUCGACAAAUUCAUACACCAGUGUCAAUUCCGAAGACGUUCAAAGUAAUUCGCCAAAGACUGAACCUUUAAUUGAUCAAAAUCGUCUCUCCAUGGCCAGAAUAAUCAGACGAUCGUCUCAGACCCUCGGUAGAAAGGCAGCCCAAAAAAUGGGAGACUUCCUACCAUCAAGAUUUUCCUCAAUAUUGGAACCAACAAGAAAUUUUGCAUCUUUAAAAAUCAAUGCUCACUCUAAAGAUACCAAAUCAGUUGCUGUUAUGAAUAAUGUUUUGCAACAAGAUCUAAUUCCACAAACAUAUUUAGCUACUGAUAAUGCAAGUGCUAAGCAAGACUUAAUGGAGGUCAGCUUAUUUCAUAUUUAUGUGGUUACCACGGAAGGCAUGCUUUACAUUUAUGGUCUAGAUCCUGAACGUGGUGGUGAUUGUAUAUUGCUUAAUCUGCACUGUAUACUUGAUGAAUACUGA